GCCACAGCAGCCGCUCUGCAGAACUCGGCCUCGCGUUCCUGGGCGCGCGGUGUGGUCCUCAACCGGCCGGUCCUCGGUCCGCGCAUCACCGGCCUCGCUCGCCGCCCCUCUCCGCUUUCCCGCUCUCUGCAGCGACAUCCCGGAGGCGCCGCGGCUUGGGCAGGUGGGAGGCGCAGGCGGCGCUCGGGGGACCACUGCCUCGAAUGGCUGUGCUCCAACCUUGGAGAGCAGAUGCCGGCUUGGAGCCUUGGUACCCAACUCCAUCUACAAGUAGCACGCCUUAAAAGCUUGGAGUCUGGAGAGCAGCCAAGGAGGUGCCCUAAGAAGAACCUGGAAGGGCAGAUUCCUCUGGAUCGCCUACUGCUCCAGGUACACGGCCCAGGCCCAGAUCCAUCUUUACCACCCUAUCCUCUUUCCACAGUUUGCUUGUGGUAGAUUCUUGAUGGACUGAUUCUGUUCUCCUGGCAAUGCCUGAGUAGGAGAAAUGGCUGUGGUCAGAUGGGAGCUGAGAAGACAGAAUUUCUACCUGUUGAAGAGGAAGAGCUCAUUGCUGUUGAAAUUCACAGUUGUUGUCUUUUCUGUGCUUCUAUUUUGUGAAUUUUUGAUCUAUUACUUAGUGAUCUUUCAGUGUCAUUGGCCUAAGGUGAAGAGGCUAGCCCAUGACCAUGGGGAACAGGAGCCUGUGCUGAAAGCCAUGUUUCUGGCUGAUACCCACUUGCUCGGGGAGAUAAGAGGCCACUGGCUGGACAGAUUACGAAGGGAAUGGCAAAUGGAAAGGGCCUUUCAGACAGCCCUGUGGUUGCUACAACCAGAAGUCGUCUUCAUUUUGGGGGAUAUCUUUGAUGAAGGGAAGUGGAGCUCUGCCAAGGCCUGGGAAGAUGAUGUGCAGCGGUUUCAGAAGAUGUUCAGACUUACCAGCACUGUUCAGCUGAAGGUGGUUGUUGGCAAUCAUGACAUCGGCUUCCACUAUCAGAUGAGCAAAUACAGAAUAAAACGAUUUGAGAAAGUGUUCAACUCUGAAAGGCUGUUUUCUUGGAAAGGCGUUAACUCACACAGGUGCCCAAGGCUUGACCUUCCGCCUGCUCCUGUCUGCCUCAGUUUUGUGAUGGUCAACAGCGUCGCGAUGGAAGGGGAUGGUUGUAGCAUCUGCUCUGAAGCAGAAGCUGAACUCCUGGAGAUUUCUCAUAAACUGAAUUGCUCUCGAAAGCAGGUGCAGGGAUCCAGCCACUGUGAAGGUGGGCAGCGUCUCCCCUCGUCGGCCCCAGUGUUGCUACAGCACUACCCGCUCUAUCGGCCCAGUGAUGCUAAUUGCUCUGGCGAAGAUGCAGCUCCCCCAGAGGAAAAGAACAUUCCAUUUAAGGAGAAAUAUGAUGUGCUUUCUCGGGAGGCUUCCCAAAAGCUUCUGUGGUGGCUUCAACCGCGCCUGGUCCUGAGCGGCCACACGCACAGCGCCUGCGAGGUGCUCCAUCCCGGAGGAGCCCCCGAGGUGAGCAUCCCAUCUUUCAGUUGGAGGAACAGAAACAACCCCAGCUUCAUCAUGGGCAGCCUGACGUCCACAGAUUAUGCCCUCUCCAAGUGCUACCUCCCGUUUGAGUGCACAGUGCUGACCACCUACUGUGCAGCCGCUGGCUUCCUUGUGAUCCUUAUCUUAGCUCACUUUGAGUUUUCAGCCUCAUCUUUUCUGUUUGGUUGGAAACAGAGGAGAAUGCACAUGACAAGAUGAAAAGCAGGUGCUUGUUGCAUAUGGUAAUAUAUAUCAGAGCCAAAGACAGAACUUGAAGCAACGUUCCUGUUAGUCAAGACAGAGAACAAAUCUUGGCUGUCCUUGCACACAUCAGAAUCUUUUGAUGCCAGUGACUGCAGAAUAAAUAGUUGACUGUCCUGUCUCAUGCUCUAAAAGGGAACAUGUACUCUACAGCAAAUUUGUGUUUUCAUUUUAUCAAAUAUAUGUAUAAUCAAAGGUUGCACCUGUACAGUAUGUAAAUGUUAUGGACACUGUCACUCGCAUGCACAACACACAGCCCUUGCUUCCCCAGGAAGGACCCAGCCGCUCUGGUACACGCUGUGCAAUGUGUGCACAUCAAAAUGGGUUGGUCUGUCUCUCAUCAAGGUGGAUUUCAAAUUCCUAUAUAGUGUGGAGUUGUGCAUGUAAAAGUAUAGAUUCAGUGUGCCAGGAACAUGUGUUUUAAAAGGCUUUCUGUGCUAAUGAAAUCAGACAUUUAGAUAAAUGUAAUUUUCUCUCCAGGAAACUAUGUUGUCACAUUGAAUUUAAUGCCU
Nannospalax galili (Upper Galilee mountains blind mole rat) is the source of this 2277-nucleotide messenger RNA. RefSeq names its product metallophosphoesterase 1 (gene Mppe1). The transcript is spliced from 12 exons. Lineage: Eukaryota; Metazoa; Chordata; Mammalia; Rodentia; Spalacidae. Gene Ontology annotation, biological process: GPI anchor biosynthetic process; endoplasmic reticulum to Golgi vesicle-mediated transport. The coding region runs from base 485 to 1723 and encodes 412 amino acids. The record is from RefSeq and is a predicted model, not a curated record. Gene Ontology annotation, molecular function: phosphoric diester hydrolase activity. Gene Ontology annotation, cellular component: endoplasmic reticulum-Golgi intermediate compartment.